Desarmillaria tabescens is the source of this 336-nucleotide messenger RNA. RefSeq lists its product as uncharacterized. NCBI's taxonomy places the organism in Eukaryota, Fungi, Basidiomycota, Agaricomycetes, Agaricales, Physalacriaceae. The transcript is spliced from 2 exons. Bases 1 to 336 code for a protein of 111 amino acids. The record is from RefSeq and is a predicted model, not a curated record.
AUGGUCUUCGAUGCAAUUUUCUUGGCCGUUGCAGAAACAUCCACGAAUGGCGAAGCAAAGUUGCCAAUGGCAAUCUUUCCGAAGAUGCAGGCACCAACUCAGGACGGCGUUCUCAUCGAUAAUCUCGGUACAGGUUUUGAAGUCUGGCUCACUGGAAAUACUGAUUAUGGGGUCUGCACCUAUGAAAACGAAAGAAUGAGAAGUCGAAUCCUCAAGGUGGCCAUGUAUGAUAUCAUGAUAGCUGCAAGGAGCCGGAUUACCCUGGUGGAAGGAAAGCGUGAAGAUCAAGAGCUUUAUGACAGUAUGCCAGAGGCAACGACUCAGGCCGUUGCUUAG